AUGCUACGCCUGCUGGUGAAAGAUUCAGAGAUGUCAACAGCAGAUGGUGUAGGGAGCCUGAGGAGCCUGGGGCCGGAGCAGCACCUCAGUGCCCAUGACUAUGUGGUGAACGACCACGGUGCCUGGGCCACCGCUAUGAACAACCUGGGCAUCGUACCCAUGGGCCUCGGCAGGCAGCAGCUGGUCUCAGAUUCUAUCUGUAUCCAGGGUUUUGAUCCAGGGCUGGGUCUCCUAGCUCCCAUCAACCCCAUGAUGGCAGGUAUCAGCCUGGUCCCUGGUCCCCCUGGUCCCCCUGGUCCCCCCAUCAUCAAGGAGAUCAUCCACUGCCAGAGCUGCACCCUGUUCCCCCAGAACCCCAACCUGCCUCCUCCGUCAACACGGGAGCGCCCCCCAGGGUGUAAGACAGUGUUUGUGGGGGGUCUGCCGGAGAAUGCCAGCGAGGAGAUCAUCAGGGAGGUGUUUGAUCCGUGUGGUGACAUCAUCGCCAUCAGGAAGAGCAAGAAGAACUUCUGUCACAUCCGCUUCAGUGAGGAGUUCAUGGUGGACAAGUCCCUCUACCUCUCUGGGUACCGGAUGCGUAUUGGCUCCAGUACAGAUAAGAAGGACUCAGGGAGGAUGCAUGUGGACUUUGCUCAGGCCAGAGACGACCUGUAUGAGUGGGAAUGUCAACAGAGGCUGCUGGCCAGGGAGGAACGACACCGACGCAAGAUCCACGAAGACUUCUUCCGACCACCCUCGCCACCUCCCAUCAUGCACUUCUCAGACCACGAGGCAGGACUGCUUGCGGAGAGAUUGAAAGAUGACCAUAAGUUCAGUGAAGCGACUGCGGUCCUGUUCACGUGGAUUGACCGUGGUGAGGUCAACCGGCGGUCGGCUAAUCACUUCUACUCUAUGAUCCAGUCGGCCAAUAGCCACGUCCGGAGACUGAUGAGUGAGAAGGCCCAGCACGAGGAGGAGAUGGAGCUAGCCAAGGAGACAUUUAAAAACUCCCUGCUGGCCAUACUGACUCAGUUCGAGCAGAUCACGGCUGUGUUCACCGCUGCCUCCAGGCAGAAGGCAUGGGACCAUUUCACUAAAGCGCAGCGCAAGAACAUAGACAUUUGGAGAAAGCAGUGUGAGGAGCUGCAGAACGCCAACAGUGAGGAGAUAAUGGGGAUUCGCAGGGAGGAGGAGAUGGAGAUGUCUGAUGACGACUCGGAUGAGAGCCCCUGUAAGAAGAUAUGCAGGGAGGACAACGGUGUGUGUGGCCAGUCUGGGGCCUCUCUGAGGGAGGAGAAUGACUCUCUGCGCUGGCAGCUGGAUGCCUACAGGAACGAGGUGGAGCUGCUGAGGAAGGAGCAGGGCAAGGCCUGCCACCCCGACGACCCCGAACACUCCCUCAACACACACACACACCUGCUACAGCAGAGCAUGCACAACAUGCAUCAGCAACUGCUGAGUCUGCAGGAUCAGCUGAGGAGUAAGGAGGUGGAGCUGGAGCAGGCUAGAGACGAACACCGAUACCUGGAGGGAGAGGUCCUAGCCCUGAGAGACAAGAUGCUGACUAACGGGGAUGUAGUGGUAGUGCAGGGGACCAACGGAGAAACACCUGAGAAGGUAGUGAACGGGUGUGUGACCACUCUGUACCGCAGCAGAGACAGGAGGAGUGAAGCAGCCAUGAGAGGAGCCCUCACAUCAGAGAGAGAGGCUCUGCUACUGGGCAUCAUAUCUACGUUCCUCCAUGUCCAUCCAUUUGGAGCCAACAUCGACUAUCUGUGGUCCUACAUCCAGAGACUGGACACUACGGUGUCAGCGGCUGAGUUGGAGUCUCUGAUGGGUCGUCUGCCCAGUGUCUUCAGACAGGAGCUGAGUGGAGUGGGAGCCACGCUGGAGAAACGCUGGAAGUUCUGUGGCUUCCAGAGCCUCGCCUCCAUGUGA
Salvelinus namaycush (lake trout) is the source of this 1917-nucleotide messenger RNA. It is a transcript of the gene enox1, whose product is annotated as ecto-NOX disulfide-thiol exchanger 1. Gene Ontology annotation, molecular function: protein-disulfide reductase activity; RNA binding. Lineage: Eukaryota; Metazoa; Chordata; Actinopteri; Salmoniformes; Salmonidae. The record is from RefSeq and is a predicted model, not a curated record. Gene Ontology annotation, biological process: ultradian rhythm. Gene Ontology annotation, cellular component: plasma membrane; external side of plasma membrane. Bases 1 to 1917 code for a protein of 638 amino acids. The transcript is spliced from 14 exons.